This is a messenger RNA of Paramecium tetraurelia, 219 nucleotides long. RefSeq lists its product as uncharacterized. Gene Ontology annotation, cellular component: Set1C/COMPASS complex. The record is from RefSeq and is a predicted model, not a curated record. The transcript has 2 exons. NCBI's taxonomy places the organism in Eukaryota, Ciliophora, Oligohymenophorea, Peniculida, Parameciidae.
AUGUCAAGUGAAGAGGAAAAAAUGAAAUAGUUGUAAGCCCUUCCAAUUAGAAAUUACUUGGAUUAAACUGUAGUGCCCCUCCUAUUGUAGGCAAUGACUGAAGUAGCAAAAGUGAGGUUAGAUUUUUUCUAUUUAUUAAGACCUCAAAAUCCAAUUGAAUUCAUUGCUAACUUUUUGCUGUAGAAUAACCCAGAGAAAGCAUAAGCUAGAUAAUAAUGA